Molecule: messenger RNA, 1900 nt
Organism: Notothenia coriiceps (black rockcod)
Lineage: Eukaryota; Metazoa; Chordata; Actinopteri; Perciformes; Nototheniidae
Product: P2X purinoceptor 5-like
Exons: 11
Coding region: 22-1155 (377 amino acids)
Biological process (GO): calcium ion transmembrane transport; response to ATP
Cellular component (GO): plasma membrane
Molecular function (GO): purinergic nucleotide receptor activity; extracellularly ATP-gated monoatomic cation channel activity
Source: RefSeq, a predicted model, not a curated record
CCGCAGAGUUACAGCAGCAGGAUGGCCGGGAGCUUCUUCAAAGGACGCUUCCUCUCCUUAUUCGAUUAUAAAACGGAAAAAUACAUUAUUGCCAAAAAUAAAAAGGUUGGAGUUUUGUACCGACUUAUUCAGUUAUCUAUCAUUGGCUACAUUAUAGGCUGGGUUUUUGUAAGCAAGAAAGGCUACCAGGAAACAGACACUGCCAUCCAGAGCUCUGUGAUUACUAAACUGAAAGGAGUUUCGGUGACUAACACCUCGGAGUCUGGUCGGCUGGUGUGGGGGCCGGAGGACUACGUCAUCCCACCCCAGGGUGAAGCGGUGCUGUUUGUUGUCACCAAUUUCUUAGAGACGCCAAACCAGAAGCUGGGUUACUGCGCUGAGAGCCCAAAAGUGCUGGAUGGUCACUGCAGAGAUGACGAGGACUGUGAAGAGGAGAAGAUGGUUAUAGCUGGUAACGGAAUUAAGAGUGGACGAUGCUUAAGAAAAGAUGAAAACUCCACUGGUACCUGUGAAAUAUACGGCUGGUGUCCCAUUGAAAGAAAAUUCAAACCGCGUAAACCUCUGCUGUUAAACGCUGAAAACUUCACCAUCUACAUCAAGAAUUUCAUCUUAUUUCCCAAAUUCCAAUUUUCAAAGUCCAACAUCCUCGAAACGAGUGACGACUCCUUUUUGAAAAAAUGCAGAUUUGAUGAGCAGCUCUACCCUUACUGCCCCAUCUUUCGCCUGGGGGACAUCACCAGGAGAGCUGGAUACAACUUCCAGGACAUGGCCACAUUUGGUGGCUCCAUUGGCCUUUUGAUAGAGUGGGACUGUGACCUUGACAAAGGCUACUCUAACUGUAAUCCACAUUACCAUUUCACACGUCUGGACAUCUCCAACAACUCAAUCUCAACAGGAUUUAACUUCAGACACACUCGUUAUUUCAAAAAUGCUGCUGGUGAGAGCUAUCGAUCUCUAUUCAAAGUCUACGGUGUCAGAUUUAACAUUAUGGUCCACGGAAAGGCGGGGAUGUUCAGCAUUAUCCCAACAACCAUCAACGUGGGUUCAGGACUGGCUUUAAUGGGAGCUGGAGCUUUCUUCUGUGAUAUGGUCCUCCUCUACCUGAUGAAGAAGAGCGACUCUUAUCGAGAAAGGAAAUUUGAAGGACCAAAGUAGGAAAAGCAACACAUGGGUUGAGAUCUAUGAGGCAUCACAGUGCAUAUUAUACUGUACAGAUAAGAACCUUCAUAGGUCAAAGACACUGAAGCAUUUGAUUGGUAAUAUCUGGUUUAACAUGUAUUUAUUUUUUAAAUACCGUAAAAUGACACAUUAUGAAACAUGGCUUAUCUCAAUAAAUGAAUUGUAAUUGGUUUUGUUAAUAAUGUGCAUACUAUGUAGUUUAACAGGUAUGUGUGUUCCACAGAAUAAAGACAUCAACAGCUAAAGACAGAAAUGCUGCCACAGUACAGGAGAAACUGACAUGUUUUACUUUUUAACACGAGAUGAGUUUGUAAUUGUUGGUUAUAGUGUAAUACAAUACAUAGAAAACAUGUCAUGUAAAAAAUGACAUUUAGAACAGUUUAAUAUUCUUAUGUGAAGCUCUAAUAAGAAAAGGCAACAAAAUAUGAGUCUGAAGUCGUUAGUUAUCAGUUGCUACUUUAUUUUUCAAUUUUUAAAAACAUAUUUUUAAAUAUUUGAAUUUGCUGGUUAAGUCAAAACGACUGUCGGUUACUGCUUGAUUUAAAAAGAUCAAUAAUUAAUGUGAAGGGAAAUGACCUCAUAAAUGAAUUGCCAGUUUUCCUCUUCCAUCUUGUUUUUGAGUUGUACAUCAGUGACGUCAGUAACAAACUAAACAUGUUAUUAACACAGAGCACUGCUUGUAUAUAAGUUGAUGUAAAUAGAGGUUUUAAUAAAACACUUG